CGCGGGCUUUCCCUUGCUGGGUCAUACUUAUGGACGGAGGGAAUCAUCCGUUCCACAGCGAAGUACCAUGGUUUUGCUCGAUUACUCUACACUCCAGCCAGGUGAAGGACUAGUGCCCCAUUCUCCGGCAGAAGUUCUACCAAUUUUGGGAGACUGAUUGAAUGGCUUCUUGCAUAGAAGCCCAGCCGUUUGUUUGCUUUGAUAUGUCAGGCUGCAAAUCGAUUAGGGACUUGCCGGAUCUAUCUGUUCUUGGAAAUCUGGAGGAAUUUGAUUAUCGACGAGUGUGCACACUGUUGGAAAUCGAUGCCUGAGAGUUCAGAGUGUUGUUGAGAUCACUCAGCAUGAUCGAUUGCCAAUCGAUCGCCCAGUUGCCAGAUUUUGUUUCGAUUCGCGAGUCUGGACUCAUUGCGGUGUAGUGUCAUACGGCUGACUGAGUUUGUGGGGGCUUGAGAUGUUGGAGCCGCGAAGAUUGCUCAAGCAUUGGCAGGCUGCUGGUUCAAUGAAGUUGCUGCUAGAUUUAUCUGGUUUAGAGAAUCUGGCUGCUUUAGAUAUCAGUGAACGCAAUGAGUUAACCGUCGUGGUGGGGCUCGAAAACUUGUAGUGGUUGCGAGAGCGGAAGAUGAGUUACUGGCACUGAGAACUUGGAGGGGUUGGUGAUUGGUUGAAAUCGUCAACAAAAUUGUAUGCAACCUACUCGUUUGUGGAAGGAAAACCUUUGUGCCGUUUGGUUCCUUAAUACACGUUUGUGGACUUUCAUCUAAAAGCUUUAUGCUCGUAGAAUAAUCUACCAAGUAACCUUUCCUGGAAGCACGUUUGUGUACUUUUCCUGGAAGCACAUUUGUAGAUUAUCAGUCAACUCUUGGUUGUUGGAAUGACUAUGCCCUGCAUUUCCUUUGAUGUUCACUCUUGACGUUUUAUAUCAUCAAUGGUCGUUGUUUACUUUUAUUUUGAUGUUCAUUCCAGUGGUCAUUGUUUACAUUACUUUUAGCUAGCGGUUCCUUGGUUAGCUUUUGCUGUCUGUAGUCAUUGUUUGCAUUUUUUCUUCUUUUAUUUGCUUUGGAUUCGUCAUUGGUACUCAACCUUCUCUACUUCUUUCACUCCCUGCUCGUUCCAAAUCAUCAGGAAUUCAAGAGUUUCCGAUCGAUUCCUAAAGAGACUGCAUUGGUUCUCCGGAUUACGUUUGGGUAAGCCCUCAGAUCUGUAAGUGUCACUGUGGUGGUUUGUGUUUCCAGUCUUUUGAGGCUUUGUGGGUAACACGAAAUUUUUACUUAUAUUUAUCAUCCACAGAGAUCGAUUUGGCCGGAAACGAAUGGAGCACAUCUGGUCUAGUGUACUGGCUGUGUUUGCAGUCGCUGGAGCAGUACUCUUACUUCAAAAGAAAAGCUCCAGAACCUCCACCUCUUCAUCUCAUCCUCCUUCGAUGCAGCCUCUUCCAGCUGCAGACUACGAGGUUUUCUUGAGCUUCAGAGGCCCAGAUGUUCGCACAACCUUCACGGAUUUUCUGUAUCGUUACCUGGAUCAUUCGAGCAUUCGAACAUUUAUAGAUGAAGAAGAGCUUCCCAAGGGGGAGGAAAUUAGGGCUUCUCUCGUGAAGGCUAUCCAGGAAUCCAAGAUAUACAUUCCGAUCCUUUCCAAAGACUAUGCUUCAAGUAAAUGGUGCCUCCAAGAGCUAGCUCUGAUGGUGAAGUGCUGGAAGCAAGGAAAGGGUCACCUCAUCCUCCCCAUUUUCUUUCUGGUGAAUCCUAGAGAGGUGCGGCAUCAAGAAGGUUGUUACAAGAAAGCAUUUCGACGACACAGUGAGAAAUAUGAUGCAGACACCGUGAACGAGUGGAAGGAAGCUAUGGAGGAAGUUGGGAAAAUGAAGGGGUGGCAUGUGACUGAAGCAGAUAGACAGGGAGCUAUAGUUGCUGAAGUCUUUUCUAUGGUGAGGUCGCAUCUGAUGGAGAAUUACAAGUUAGUGACGGGUCAGCUGGUUGGAAUUGAUCCUCAUAUUGAGCAAGUGAAGGGGAUAAUAAACAAAGGAGUGCAAAUUGUUGGCAUUCAAGGUAUGAGCGGUAUUGGUAAGACCAAUAUAGCCAAAACCGUUUACGACAGUGUUAAUGCACAGUUUGAUCGAUGCUGCUUUGUGGAAGACGUGCGAGACAUAUUGUCAAAGAAUGACGGAGUUGUGACUUUGCAAAACAAAAUUCUAUCUGGCAUUCUAAGGCGAGAUGUCGCCGUGAGAGAUGCUAGCCAAGGAAUCCAAAAACUAAAAGAUGUAGUUCGCUGCUCGAAGAGCAUGCUCUUCGUUCUUGAUAACAUAGAUGAGGGGUUUUUGUUCGUCGACACCUUGGGAGAUUUAACUGAUUUUCAGUCAAAAUGUCAAUUUAUUAUUACAGCAGUGGAUGAGAGAGUUUUUAAUUUCUUUCAAAAUUAUGAGUUGUACCAACCAGAGGGAAUGACUGCUGAUAUCGCCCUUAAACUCUUUAGUAGACAUGCCUUUGGGACUGAUUAUCCUCCCCAAGAGUACAUUGAUCUAUCUAGGGACUUUGUAGAAAUUGCAGCAGGUCUUCCAUUGGCUCUCAAGACCACAGGUUCACUACUUUUCCGCAAAGAUAAAAGUUUUUGGAGUGCAAAGUUGAUGCAGUUACAGGACAUACCUCCUACCAAGGUGCAAGAGAGACUGAAGAUAAUCUAUAUGGACUUGACGCCCGAGGAAAAACACAUUUUUCUUGAUAUUGCUUGUUAUUUUAUUGGUGAACCCUAUGAUCGAUUGUCCUGCUUGUGGAGUGACUCCAAUUUACACCCUUUGAUAGUGAUUGAUACUCUUUGUCUCAAGUCACUGAUAAAAGUCAAUGAGAGAAAUGAAUUCUGGAUGCACGAUCAGUAUAAAAUCCUUGGCAGAGCUAUUGUUCGUGAGGAAGACAUUCUAAAUCCUUGGAAGCGCAGCAGGAUGUGGUCCAACAAGGAUGUGGUGGACAUGCUAAGAGAUAAAGAGGGAAAUGAACGGCUGGAAGUUCUUAGAGUUAACAUGAGUGGUGAGGAUUUUGAGCUCACGGAGAAGGAAUUCCAGAAAUUGUCAGGAUUAAGAUAUCUCGAAGUAUGCUUUGGAAAGCUGACUGGAGAUUUCAAGAAGAUUCUUCCCAAUGUACGUUGGCUACAACUUCAGGAAUGUAGUUCAAUCCCUAUCGAUUUCAAUGUGAAGAAAUUGGUGAUCCUUGAUUUGAAGAAUUGCCCUGUGAGGGAUGACUGGAGAAGCUGGAGCGGAAUAAAGGAGGCUUGCAGGCUGAAGGCUAUAAAUAUGUCAUGUUGCAAUGACAUGAGAGAAGUUCCGAAUUUGUUCGGAUGUAGAAAUCUAGAAUGGAUAAAUUUCAGGCAUUGUCUUAUGAUGGGUGGGGAACUUCACAUUGGCAAUUUCAAGGAUCUGAGAUUGCUACAUGUUUGCAACACUAAGAUAACAAAGUUAACAGGUGACAUUGGAAGGUUUCAGAAUCUGCGAGAGAUAAUGCUAAAUGACCGGAGCUUGAGAGAAAUUCCUGCUGCCAUUGGUAAACUAUCCUCCCUCGAGAACUUGAACCUACUAGGACUUAAGAUUGAAGUGCCAGAACUCCCCACAAGUUUAAAGAGGCUAUGGCUCUCGUCGCCUAGAGUUUUGAAUCUUUUGGAGCUUAAGCACUUGGAGAUGCUAUCUUUGAAUUGUGAUGGACUUGAGAUUACUGGGGAUAUGUCGAAGCUGUCCAAGUUGAAGCAUUUGUCGUUGACCGAUGUUGGGAAUGGGAAGGGUGCCCUUGUUCGACGACUUGGUAUGAGAACAUUUAUUUCUUCUUCUCCUACCUUCCCAUCAUCUCUGAAAACCCUACGGAUUAGUGGGUGUCAGCUUUUGAAGAGACUUCCGAACUUUGCGAAUCUGAGUAAUUUGAUGAUAUUAGAUUUGAGUCAUUUUGGGGUGCAUGAGAUUGCCGGUCUGGGAGAGCUGAGAAUGCUGGAAGAAUUCCAUUUAAAGGACGCUUCAAAGCUAACUAAUCUCAAUGGUCUUGAACAUCUAAAGCUUUUAGAAGAACUUUGUGUAUCUGGUUGUGGUGUAUUGAGAAAACUACCCAGCCUGUCAAAUUUGAACAGGUUACGGGUGCUUUAUAUCGUUGAUUGUCCACUCCUCUCUGAAAUCCAAGGACUUGGUGGACUGGCGGAUUUAUCGAGUCUUGGGAUCACUCGAUGCCAUCAGCUUACUGGGUUGAUGGGGCUUAACAAAUUGGAGUCGUUGCAAGAAUUGAAUAUUUAUGAUUGUGCGUCGAUUAAGAAGCUGCCUGAUCUAUCUGUUUUGAAGCACUUGUUGAAGUUGAAAAUUACGCGAUGCAAUCUGUUGCCAGAAGUUAUUGGGAUUGAGAGAUUGGAGUCUUUAUAUAUCCGAACGCUUGAUGAAAGACUAAAUACGUGUAAGGGUAAAAAGAGGGUAAAACGAAGCAUUGAAAUCAAUGCCGAUUAAUUAUCUUGUUCCUUAUCAGGUGCAUUCUGGUUGACUCUUAUUUCUUGAGCCUGGAAUCCCAUGAACAACUAGUAAUCUAUAUGGUCUUAGAAAUCUGGAGGAACAGAUUUCAGGAAUGUACUUCAUUCACCUACCCCCAUAGUCAACUCUUUACUUUUAUUUGAAACGAACGUUCAUUUGUCUUAUUUCUUCUGAUGAACGUUUCACUUAAUCAAUAAGCUGCUGCUGCUCUUAAUAUAACUGCCUUGUUCCUCAGUUAAUACCCCGAGCAGCCGCAGGGAUUGUUGGAGAUGCUCGGGGGAGCGAUUCCAGCGAGGGUUUGGAACGAGCGUUGCUCGUGAAAGGUCUGGUUCGUGCUGCCGGGAAGUUUGUCUGUUUCGAUGCUCCUGUUGUUGCCGCUGGCUCCAAUUGUUGGAGCAAGGGAGCGACAGGGUGGCGGGUGAUUGCAUGGGGCUUGCAGGCUGAAAGCUAUUAAUGUAUCGUUUUGCAGUGGCGUGAGAGAAGUUCCAGAUUUGUCUUGGAUGUAGAAAUCUAGAAUGGAAAAUUUCAGGCAUUGUCUUAUGAUGGGCUGAGAAGUUCACAUUUGCUACACGUUGCCUUUUGAUCUAUGAAUUUCAUCAGCUUACUGGGUUGAUGGGGCUUAACGAACUGAAGUUAUUGCAGAAAGUGGAGAUUAAUGAUUGUGGGUCGGUUAAGAAGCUGCCUAAUCUUUCUGCUUUAAAGUACUUGUGGCUUGUGGGAGUUGAAAAUUACGCAUCGCAAUCUGUUGACUGAAGUUAUCAGGAUUGAGAGAUUGGAGUCUUUAGAUAUCCUAGCCUGAUGAAAGGCUAAAGGCGCACAAGAAAGACCAGUACCGAGU
Messenger RNA from Linum trigynum, 5321 nucleotides. NCBI's taxonomy places the organism in Eukaryota, Viridiplantae, Streptophyta, Magnoliopsida, Malpighiales, Linaceae. The record is from the annotation of a GenBank genome assembly.